Messenger RNA from Micropterus dolomieu (smallmouth bass), 6703 nucleotides. RefSeq names its product histone acetyltransferase KAT7-like. Lineage: Eukaryota; Metazoa; Chordata; Actinopteri; Centrarchiformes; Centrarchidae. Gene Ontology annotation, biological process: regulation of DNA-templated transcription. The coding region runs from base 360 to 2267 and encodes 635 amino acids. Gene Ontology annotation, cellular component: nucleus. The transcript has 15 exons. Gene Ontology annotation, molecular function: histone acetyltransferase activity; zinc ion binding. The record is from RefSeq and is a predicted model, not a curated record.
UAAUGAACGUAGUCAUUACUCUGAACCUAUUAUAAAUACUCAUUAAUAGAAAAGUUGAGUUGAGAUAAUUCGCCGCCCUUCCCAUGUUUAGCUCGAGCGCAAUGAAAUAUAUUUUUAAAUAUCUGAAUCUAAGGGCCACCUCAGUGUUCCACACGGGGCCAUUUGGUCAACGGACCCCAAAAACAAACGAGCUUGCGCUGUUCUCACAAGGAAGUGCAGAGAGAAAUUGAUGCGCUUUUUUCAGCUGAGUUGGCUCAUAUGUCAAAAGCUGGUGAUUUGUUAUUUAUACAGCCUGAGAUAAAUUGUUCCCAAAGUACGCAGUACUAAUCUGCCAGAGGCGACCCGUCAAACCUUUGAAAAUGCCCCGGAGAAAGAGGACCGCAGGCAGCAGCUCGGACGGGACGGAGGACUCGGAUUUUUCCGCCGACCUCGAGCACACGGAAGCUUCCGAGAGUGUGCGCAGGCGCAGCAGCACGCGCCUGACUCGCGCGUCACUGCGCCUCAGCCAGAGCUCGCAAGAUAACUUCAGCUCAGUGCGGAGCAGUUCUCCUGCAGCUACGGGUCCUGAAGAAGGCCAGGAUUCAGCAGCAGCAGCAGCAGCAGCAGCAGUGGCAGCGUCGGUCUUCUCCUCUGGGCGCAGGGUCACACGCAGCCAGCAAGGGGCGACAAACACCACAGCCAAAAAAUACCCGCUGCGUCAGAGCAGGUCAUCUGGCUCAGACACCGAGGCUAAUGACCUGAAGCAGGGAGGGGACCGGGACGAGACCCCUCCUCGCACCCCGACAGGAAACGCCCCAUCCUCAGAGUCAGACAUCGAGGUCUCCAGCCCCAGCAAUGACCACGUGUCCUCUAGCAACGAUGUCGUAGUUUCGCAAGAGGAGGACGAGAGACUGGCCAAAGAGCUGUCACUCAAAGAGGCCGCCGCCCACGACCUUUCCCACCGGCCCAAACGACGGCGCUUCCACGAGAGCUACAACUUCAACAUGAAGUGUCCCACACCUGGGUGCAACUCAUUGGGUCAUCUAACAGGGAGGCAUGAGAGACAUUUCUCCAUAUCGGGAUGUCCUCUUUACCACAACCUCUCUGCUGAUGAAUGCAAGGGCAAGGCAUCGACGCGCGACAAACAGGCCGAAGAAAGGACGCUGUCGCACCGCCAGGACGAGAACAGACACUCCACAAGAAACCAGGCCCCUACAGAGCGUCAGCUGCGCUACAAGGAGAAGGUGACUGAGCUGAGGAGGAAGAGGAACUCUGGCCUCAAUAAGGAGCAGAAGGAAAAGUACAUGGAGCACCAUCAGAGCCACGGAGCAAGCAGAGAGCCGCUGCUGGAGAACAUCACCAGUGACUACGACCUCGAGCUGUUCAGGAAAGCGCAGGCACGUGCCUCGGACGACCUUGAGAAGCUUCGCCUGGCCGGCCAGGUGUCGGAGGGCAGCAACAUGAUAAGGACCAUUGUGUUCGGUCGCUACGAGCUGGACACCUGGUACCACUCUCCAUACCCUGAGGAAUACGCCCGCCUGGGGAGGCUCUAUAUGUGCGAGUUCUGCCUUAAGUAUAUGAAGAGCCAGACCAUUCUGCGCAGGCACAUGGCCAAGUGCGUGUGGAAGCACCCUCCAGGUGACGAGAUCUACAGGAAGGGGAACAUCUCAGUCUUUGAGGUGGACGGAAAGAAGAACAAGAUUUACUGUCAGAACUUGUGUCUGCUGGCGAAACUCUUCCUGGACCACAAGACUCUGUAUUACGACGUUGAACCUUUCCUCUUCUAUGUCAUGACCGAAGCUGACAACACAGGGUGCCAUCUAGUGGGGUACUUCUCCAAGGAGAAGAACUCUUUCCUGAACUACAACGUGUCCUGCAUCCUCACCAUGCCACAGUACAUGAGGCAGGGCUACGGCAAGAUGCUCAUAGAUUUCAGUUACCUGUUGUCCAAGGUGGAGGAGAAGGUGGGUUCACCUGAGCGCCCCCUGUCUGACCUGGGCCUCAUCAGCUACCGGAGUUACUGGAAGGAGGUGCUGCUGCGCUACCUGAACAACUUUCAGGGCAAGGAGAUCUCCAUCAAAGAGAUCAGUCAGGAGACGGCGGUGAACCCAGUGGAUAUUGUCAGCACACUGCAAUCCCUCCAGAUGCUCAAAUACUGGAAGGGGAAGCACCUGGUUUUAAAGAGACAGGACCUUAUCGAUGACUGGAAGGCCAAGGAGACCAAACGUGGUAAUGGCAAGACCAUUGACCCCACAGCCUUAAAAUGGACACCGCCUAAAGGGACGUAGGGGAGCUCCCUCUCACACUCAAAACCCCAAAACACACACAUAUACAGACAGAUUCUGCUCCGUACACUGGCAUGCUCACAGACCCCGAGCCUGAAUCAUGACACACACUCUUGUUCAAAAAGCUUUCAGCAGCUACAGUCAGUCCCUUUCAGAGUCAGCCGUUACUCUGGGUUCAGCAGUCACUGUCAUGGCUCGGGGAAAAAAAAUGCAACAUCAGCUCAACGAUUUGAUGCCUGUCCAGAAUAGAAAACUUUGUUUGGAUAUAUCAUGAAAUUACAACAAAAUGAGGCAAAAUGAAUUAUAAGGAAUGUUUUUAAUGCAUAAAUUAAAAGCUGCCAUCAAGGGAUCAGAGAGGCACUAUUGCAAUAUAGCCGCUUCAGAUGUCCUUGAAUAAACAACCGUAUUCCACUGGCUCUGACUCCCCUAAAAUUACAGUAAUAUAUUACAUUACGGCUUUUUGGGAUUUGGCUACUUACCUUUUUGUAUGGAGCCCCAAAGUGUUCGAUUGACUUAAAUUAAUAAAUAGUUAUGUAAAUAAAUAAUCACAUGAAUAAAUUGGGUAAAAUAUAUAAAUUAAACGGUAAUUUUGUAAAUAAUUUAAGAAAUGAUUCAAACUCAGGGAGAAAAGGGCAGAAAGAAAAUAGAAUGUAAUAAAAAUAAUAUUCAAUAAAAUUCUGUUGUUACGAAAAUGAACGAUGAAAUAACAUUUCAUUAAAAUAAGUUGAGUUUUAAAAGAUUCUUCAGUUAUUUCACACAUUGUUGGUUCAUUUAUCAUUUUUACUCAAUUUAUUUAUGCGAUUAUAUUCAUAUUCAUAAUGUAUUUUUUUUAUUUAUUUAAUAUUGAACACUUCCAUAGAAGAGAAGCAGAUAUACAUCAUUUAUAUUUUGGGUUUCAGGCUCCAACUAAGAUUGUUACGUAAAGCGUGACUAAAAUUCAAAUGAAUGAGAAACGUAACAGCCGGUGAUGUCAGUCUAUGUAGGAUCACCGCUGAUAUCUCCUCGACCUCAUUUGUUAUCUGAAGAGUGAAAGUAAUUGUGCGUCGUUAGUCCACCUCCUCCCAGACACUUGAUUAGCACAGAGCACCAGGCACACCCGGCUAAUCCAAUCUGCGACAGCUGGUAUUAUUAAACCUGCGCUUCAUUUCAUUCUGUUCUUGAGACGGCCGACACAACGCAGGUCGGCAGCCCGCUGACUCAUGCAACGCGUUUUGGCAGACACAGACCAGCCAGGCUGUGAUUAAACAGGAUAAGGCCUGGGCCCAAAAUACAUAAAGUUUCUAGAUCUGACCUCGAUUUAACACCCAGGUCACAUGACUAAAUACAGCGUUCCCCAUUUCUUUCAGUUGAAAAGAAAAUUUGAAAGCGGAGGAUAUUUUUCCUAAUAAAUAAUAAACUAUAUUGUCAUUUCACAUGUAAGUGAUGUCCAGAACGUUUUUACAAUUUUGUCAUUAAAAUGUCUUUAGACAUUUGAAAUGGUAUGAAGAGUUGCAGGGACCUGGUCUCGGGCCAGAUCUUUUACCUCCCGGAGAGAAUCUCUUCUCGUGUAAAGAAUGGUAGACAGGCCAGAGCGUGCAAACAUUUUUCUAACUGUGGCUGUUUGAACCCAGAGCAAAUCAGUAACUCCGUGUGUCUCCGUCGUGCAACAAAUACACACAUUGUGUCCAGUAUUUAACCCAUCACACCAGUGAGGCGGUUAGUCAGGAAGCUAUAGCUGCCAUUGGCCAUGUUUGGAGCGUGUUAUGUUAUGUCACCAGGAUGGGACCUACCUGGAUGUGUUUUGUGACCACCUCUCUUCCCUUCUUUUUUAACCUUUAAUCCUAGUGACGGCUGUGUUGAUUUAUGAUGUCCACUGUUAUAUUCAGAACAGUAAAGAUGCAUGGGGAGUUUCAGCUGUUAGGAGCGUUGGAGCUCACAAACGUGUUGCUGUGUCCGUUGUGGUGUUUUUGUUAAAGUUCUCAAUGAUAUUUUAUACUUUUUCUACCUCUAAGGUUCACCACUGUAUAAAAGCUAGAACAGCCCAUUUUAAGCUUCUUUUAUUUUCCUUUUUUAUUCUGUGUGUGUUAAUAUGGGAAACUAUGUAGCUGUGUUCGACCAGCAAGUCUUUUAUUGUUGAUUUUUUAACUAGAUUUAAAUAUAUAAAUAUAUGCUAUUUAUAUUCUUAAAAAAUAUGUUAACUGCGUAUAACGUACGGACAAAGUCUGCUAGAGGAAUGUGUACACUAUCGGACCCGGCUUCCUUGUGAAUAUAAAUAUUUAUCUCAAAAUUGUGUGUAGAUUUGAAUGUGUCUAGAAGCUCUUUAAAAAGGUACAUUAGGGAGAAUCUAGGGCAUCCUCCCACCAACAAAGCCAAGUCAUUUACUUUUCAGACGUUAAUCUCCUGUAAUCGAAAGUGACGUAUGAUUGAAUCAAAACGUAUCACUUUUGCACAUUGUCACUACUUGUUACCACCAUAAUUGCUGCUACAAGCAGUUAGGAAAAUACAAGCACAACCUUUUUGUGUAGGACCAGUAAGCAAGGUCGACAGCAUUUCUGUAUUAUUUUUUGUUCUUUAUAGCCCACUAUGUUUGAUUGAAAACUGAUUUUAUUUUAUUGACAAUCUCCAUAUUUAUUGAUUUGGAUCAACUUUCUAAUUUUGUAACCAGCUUUUAGGAUUUGUUAAAGGAAUAGUCUGACAUUUUGACAAUGACUUAGAUGAGAUGAUUAGAUUGCAGCCGGUUAGCUUAGCUUCCUACAAAGACUGGAAACAGGGGGGAAACAGCUAGCCUGUUUCUAGCACACAACUCCCUGUAAAACAACUUUUUUUUACACUUCGGUUUUUGUACAGGUUACGCAAACAAGCUAUAAAAUGGUAGAGAGCUUUACAGGUGCUGCUAGGCAGAUCUUGUUACCUUUGAAAAGAGCCAGGCUAACUGUUUCCCCCUGUUUCCAGUCUUUAUGCUAAGUUAAGCUAGCCAGCUAUUGGCAGUAGCUACAAAUACUUCUUACAUGUAGCUACCGCAUUAGAGUGGUAUCCAUCUUCUCAUCUAAAUGUCGGGAAGAAAGCAAAUAAGUGUAUUUCCCCAAAAUGUCAAGCUAUUCCUUUAAACAUUGUGCGUACGCUUAGACGGCAGUUGGCUGUGAAAUUGGAGGUGUGUGGCCAAGAAUGUCAGAUUGAAUCAAAAAAAAUGUUGAAUGUUUUUUGUUUUGUUUUGUUUUGUAGCUUUUGUGUUACAGUUUCAUAUGUGGAGGAAUUGUUUUCCUUUACAGACUACAGCCUUGAGUUUCAUUUGAUUUUCUUAUUUCAUAGAAAAAGCAAUGUUGCCUUUAAAUUCUAUAAUGUCUUUUUUAUAGUGAUGUUUUUCUUUCUGCCAUCUGUGGAUUAAUUUGUCUGUGUGUUUGCAUGUUUAUAUUUUCUCUAAACCGUGUGGUUGGUUUUCCUGUCUUCAUUUGGGUUUCACACGAAGGGGUUCAGGAGUCCCGUCACUGACUGGCAGACUUAAAAUCAAUACAGCCCAUUCAUUUCAAAGGAUGACAUUUAUCCUUUUAGCACCUGUUCUCAAAAAAACUCCCUGAAAUGUGCUACUGACCAAAAUUACGACUAGACAGUGGGGGUUUUUUUUCCGUCUUUGCCAAUUCUUAAGUGCAUUUACAGGAAAGUGCACUUACUUUUUGAACAACCUUUAAAGGGAAACUUCAUCCUAAAACACAGCUCUUGAUGAUGAUGUUCUAUACAUGACUGGGCCAAUUUUGUUCUUGACUGUACUUUUGUGUUUGUUAUGUUGAAAUAUUACCUGCAUAGGUAUGAUGGAGUGGUUGAAGUAAUCAGCGGAUUUGGUUUUGGUCCCUCACAAUGAAAGAGGGUGGGCGUCGUUUUAGGGCUGCCAUUUUGUACUAGGAUUUAACAUACAAGAAAAAAAAAAUCCAUAAUAAGCAGAGAAAAUAUUUUCUUUUCUCACGGUAACAGAAAAAGGAACUGAAUGUACUUUGUUUCUUGACUGGCAAUUCAAUUUAGUUUCAUUAAACCAUGAAUUAAAACACUGUCAAAAAAGACCCCUGGAAAGAGUCUAACAUCACAAACCGAUCGUAUUUAAGCUUGUGAAAGUCUCUGAAAGGGAUUUUCUUCUUCAUUUUUCUUUCUCAUUUAUUUUUUCAUCCUGUUGUGUCACAGUUUUUCCUCUGUGCCAGUGGCAGCUAUAGAUAGGCAGCUUCAGAGCACCUUGCUGGUUAUUAACACAUCUGCAUUGGGUCACUGUUAGAGGCAUUCCAUCACCUUCCAUAGGCCACCAGCGAGCUGUUGUAGUAACGCAGCACUUCAACGCACCCAGCAUCCUAUUUAAACUACACACUCAAAGUAGACACUCACAAAAGUAGCGUGGCAUCGAUAUGUAGCUCAGUUGUGCUUUUGUACUUGCUUCUCCCCCUUCCUUCCUCUUCAAUAAAUGCAAACGGUGAAACACA